This is a messenger RNA of Ceratosolen solmsi marchali, 1106 nucleotides long. It is a transcript of the gene spn-F, whose product is annotated as C2H2-type zinc binding domain-containing protein spindle-F. NCBI's taxonomy places the organism in Eukaryota, Metazoa, Arthropoda, Insecta, Hymenoptera, Agaonidae. The transcript is spliced from 5 exons. The record is from RefSeq and is a predicted model, not a curated record. The coding region runs from base 36 to 1073 and encodes 345 amino acids.
GAAUAUAGGAGUUAACUUGAAAAAUUCUAUUUAGUAUGGAACAAAAGAAUAAUAUUGAAUCGCAAUGUGCAUUACAACUUGCAUUUCAAACAAUGAAGGAACGAUGUCAACAACUGCAAGCAAGAUUAUCUAUAGUCGAAGAAGAAAAUAUUUAUCUACAUCAGCAUUAUAAGAAAAAUAAUUCUAUGACAAUAUUAAGAGUAAAUGGAGAAGACCAACAUAUUAUUCAAAACCAACAGGAAAAAAUUGAGGAACUAAGAAAACAAAAAUUACAACUGGUUCAUCAUAUUUUUAUGGUUUCUUCGGAAAAUAGGCAAUUGUGGAAAAGAUUGACUAGAUUGACUAGAACGAAUAAAUCUUCAGGCAAUCAAUUAACAAAAAUUUCUGAUACAUUGAAACAGUAUCCAACGUCAGAAAUUCCUGCAGCUUUAACUUAUAGUUUUAAAGAAAUACCAGAAAUUUUCAGAAAUAGCAUAAUCGAUCAAUCUAAUUUUCCAGAUAAUGAAGAAAAAGAACAUAGUUUAGAAGAAAUAUCUCUAAGGUUAAUUAAUAGUAUUAUGAUAGAAAAGUCAGAGUUAGAGAAGCAAUAUGCCGAUAUAGUGGAAUUACAAUCAAAUACUGAAAUGAAUUUUAAAAAUAUUGGUUUCACCUAUCCAGAAGAUUUACAUACGGAUUCAUUAGAACAUUUAAAAUAUCACGAUACGAAACUUACUGAAUUAAAGGAAGAACUUAUGAUUCAGCAAAAUAAAUUAAAAAAUGCUCUACAGAAUUUAAAAAAAAAGAAAAAGAAUGAAACUUGCAAUAAUUGUAAAAAUAGCAUAACAAAAUUAAUGUGUCAAACUGGAACUCAAUUCGAUUUACAUUGUAGUUUAAAAGAAAACGACGCAACUCAAACCAGUUUUCCUAUUAUCAGUUUAACACCAGAUAGAAAAAUUCAAACUACCGAAGACGAAAAUAUCUGUCCCUUGUGUGGUACUAUUUAUAAAAAAUCUGUUUCAUUCGAGCUAUUUCACGAACAUGUUAUUAGUCAUUUUACAUCAGAAACAACAGAUGGCUUUGAAAUGCUUACCUAAUUAAUAUAUUAAUUAAACAAAAUGAAAACAUUU